Molecule: messenger RNA, 1236 nt
Organism: Cylicocyclus nassatus
Lineage: Eukaryota; Metazoa; Nematoda; Chromadorea; Rhabditida; Strongylidae
Source: the annotation of a GenBank genome assembly
AUGGUGCUGGCUCUUCUGCCUCUUCUGCUUCCUACCAUCUCCAAAGCACAAGAAACUGACCGCACAUGUUACAAUUCUGUCUGGCUCCAUCGUGGCGAGACUAUUCUGCCGUCCACGGAUCUCUUCUGCGUGGUCCGCUCGAACGAUGCGAGUAGCUUUGAUGAUGUGCCCAUUAUUCAAAGCGAGGACGAAUGGUCGGAUUUUUUGGUGGAAAAUCCUUAUUUGCAAACUGAACAGAUAGAGGACUCACCUCCCUUGCUGCUUAUAAAAAAGGAUAACAGAAUUGAAGAUUUUUUACUCCCUGCCUCCUUUAGCAGUUCCUCGUGCACGGGAACUCAACAAGUAGUGAUCGGAUUCUCGCACGUAGUCUCUUGUUCGCCGGUAUUCUACCCAUUCAAUGAAACGGAGUGUUUAUCGAAUGAAUUUUUAUCAGCACAAAAACUUUUUGAGCCUACCAUUGUGUCUUAUGUCAAGAACAUCAGCAUGGAGACCAGUUUUCGCUCUAAUGCAAGCAUUUUACCUGUGCAAUGGAACCAAAAUCAAUGCCAGAAUGUCAUACAAGAGGUUACAGUAGAAAUUGCUAUGAAUGAUACUCAUGUUGCUGAAGCGAUAGUGAAGUCUAUCAAAUACGCAACUCUAACUGCCUCAAAUUACUCUUCGUUCAAGCAGACGUUCAAAAUGAACUUUCGAAAUGUGCUGGAUCCACCGCAGAAUGUUCAGCAAUUGGGUUACAUGCAGGGACAAGAGAUUAUCGCAUUCAAAGGUAAUAGCGAGUCUCUACCUUUUUCGUUACCGAAAUCAGGAGAGUGCAGAGCUGAGAACGGAACACCGAUCAAGUUUCUUGUCAACGCUACGACUGCCUGCACAUUUAGGGUGACAAGAUGUGAUGAAGCUAAGCAGGCAAUACAGCGGAUGAUUGAAGCAUUCAUUCCCGCACGACUUCGCAGUUCCGCGGACGGAUCUUCAACUAACAACACAAAUGCACUCGUACUUGUAAGAAACGGGACGGAGGCUUCGACUAAUUCCGAAUGCGUGCUCAAUACAGGAUAUGUUAUUUCUGUACUGUAUGCAAAACAGGGAGCAACCAACAAUGCUACUCAAGUCAUUGUUUCUGCAACCUGUGACGUGGAAAGUGAAAAGGUUACGUUAGCGCUAGCUGCUGAGACCACGAUAAUCCUUCGCUAUGCUGUGCAUUUCAAGGAUGUGACUCCUCGUAAGUUUCACAAAUUCAUAUAA